GUCAAAGUUUGUGGUACCACCCUUGCCAUCGAUUCAAGACUAUCGAUUAUUACGAUUAUUUAUUUAAAAAUAAUACAAAUAAGGAGUGGACUUAAUAACAUAUAUGUUUUCUAGUUGAAAAAUGUUUCACAUAGAUUAAUAAAAUAAUUUUAUUGAGGAGAAUGGUUUAUAUAUAAUAUAUGUUCGGGUGUCUGGUGUUAAGAUUAAUAUAAUUAAUUAAUAUUAUCAUGAAAUGAAUUUAUACAACUGACAAGCAUUGGAUUCAUAUAUAUUUAAAAAAAAUACCAAAUUUAAAUUUAAAGGUUUUGCAAGGUUAACACACAGAAAACAGAAUAUAAUUGAUAAAAUUAUGUAAAAGAGUAUGCUUUUAUUUCAUUUGUGAGAUAGUCAAAAUAUAUCGAUAAUAUAAUUUCAUCUUUUUUUGUUUAUAUUUAUUACAAACUUAAGAUACUUUCCCAAUUGUAUAUAAUUUAUCCGAAAUUGAUAAGUAAAAAAUAGUGACAAGAGGAACAAUUGCAACCUAUAAAUAAGCAAAGUACUUAAUAUAAAGAACACAAAGAUGCCAUUAACUGCUGAAAAUGCUGCUCUACAAAUUCAGGACCGGUUAAAAGAUUUGCAGCGGCUCAUUCAUCAAAUCGAUGACGAACGUAGACGUUCUGAGGCGAAUGUGAAUAGUAUACUUCGCGCACAACAAUCAAAUUUUCCACCGCAAAAAUUGAAAACAUUAUACAAAACUGGACUUCAAGAUGCUUCUCAUGAAGAAGCGACUAUACGUGGAGCUUUAGACAAAAUACAGGAAAUUCGGAAUAUACGAAAUGAACGUCGCGUUGCUGCCCGCAAUGCUGGCAAUAAGGAAGCCAUUCGACGAGGAGCCCUUAUGAAAAUGGUUCAAAUUUCUGCCCAGACCUUACCUCUUUUUGUAAGCAAGCCGGGUGAAAAGGUGCCUCCUUUAUGUGGCGCUACGCCAGCAGAAAGCAACUACAUUGCAAAAGUUGGUGAUAACGUGGCAGCUUUAGUUAAAGGUGUAGAAGAUGAUGAGAAUUGGAUUUUAGCAGAAGUUGUGCAAUUCUUGCAUCGCCAAAAUAAAUACGAUGUGAUCGAUAUAGAUGAAGAGCAAAAGGAUCGACAUGUAUUAAGUAAGCGUAAGAUUAUACCACUGCCGUUGAUGAGAGCUAAUCCAGAAACUGAUGGUCAUGCCUUGUUUCCAAAAGACACAGUUGUCAUGGCGCUGUAUCCACAAACAACAUGUUUUUACAAAGCUAUUAUACAUCGUUUGCCACAGACAGCUACAGAGGAUUAUUUAGUGCUAUUUGAGGACUCUUCUUGUACAAACGGAUACGCUGAUCCAUUACCAGUGGCUCAACGGUAUGUCAUUGCUUACAAACCAACAAAGAAGAGUGGAGGAGGUGGAAGUGGAAGUGUUUCUUCAGCAUAAGGAAAUAAAAACAACAAUUAUAUUCAGUUAAUAUAUCUUAUAAAAUAAAAUCUAAUAAUUAAAUCUAUAUUUACAAUUAAAUUACUC
Messenger RNA from Bactrocera oleae (olive fruit fly), 1522 nucleotides. RefSeq names its product SAGA-associated factor 29 (gene Sgf29). Gene Ontology annotation, cellular component: SAGA complex. The record is from RefSeq and is a predicted model, not a curated record. NCBI's taxonomy places the organism in Eukaryota, Metazoa, Arthropoda, Insecta, Diptera, Tephritidae.